GCCGCGGGGCCCUCUGGGAAGCGACGUUGGGCGUGACGGCCGCCAGCCGCGCCCCGCGGAGGAUUCUGGGAGUGGUAGUCCGGCCUCACGGUUGGCAGGCGCUAGGCGUCGCAGCCGGCGGUUAGAUGCCUUUGUAGUCGGGCUCGGCUUGCCAGUGUGGCUGGAGGUUGAACCCAGGGUGGAGGAGGGCUGAGCGCAUCCCUUUUCAGUCUGAGUGCCCGGGAGGAGGGUGGCGGGAGGACCCCCGGGUGGGGGCGCCGGGCCGCCAGCGCCUGCGUUCCGGGCCUUUUGGGGGACCCGAGCGGCGGACCCCCGGCCCCUUCCCUCGCGGCGGUUGCCUCCAGCGCGGGCUGGAGGAAGGAGUCUCCAUGGAACCUGGGGGCAGAGGAUCACUUUUUGAGGACUCAGACCUUCUCCAUGCUGGAAACCCAAAAGAAAAUGACGUGACUGCUGUGCUGCUGACCCCUGGGUCCCACGUAAUAUGCAUUUCUGUUGCCUGGAGGCAAAGAGUGAGUCUGUGGACUACAAAUUCACCAGAGAAUGAACUGAUGAUCAGGGAUAUGGCUGAGGCUCUCACCCAGUGGAGGCAGCUGAACUCUCCUCAGGGAGAUGUGCCUGAGAAGCCCAGGAAUCUGGUCUUGCUGGGGCUUCCAAUUUCCACACCUGAUGUAAUCUCUCAGUUGGAGCAUGAGGAGGAACUGAAGAGAGAAGUUUCAAAAGCAGCCGCUCCAGACUGGGAAACAAUACCAGAAAGCAAGGAGCUCACUCCAGAGAAGGGUAUUUCUGAAGAAGAAUCGGCCCCUGGGGUGUUAAUUGUAAGAUUUUCAAAGGAAGGUUCUAGUGAACGUGAGGAUUCUUUAGAGAGUCAGCAGGAAAACCAUGAGAAACAUUUAAUCCAAGAGGCCGUCACUCAGAAAUCUUCUAGGGAGAGAAGUUACCAAUUUGAUGAAUUUAGAAGAAGUUGCACUCGGAGGUCCUUACUCGUUCAGCAGCAGGGAGAGAGACUACAUCAUUGUGAGUCAUUUAAAAAUAACUUAAAACAAAAUUCAGAAAUAAUUCGGCACGAGAGAAUUUGUGCAGGAAAGAAACCUUGGAAAUGCAGUGAGUGUGAGAAAGCCUUCAGUUACUACUCAGCUUUUGUCUUACAUCAGAGAAUUCACACCGGAGAAAAACCCUAUGAAUGUAAGGAGUGUGGGAAAGCCUUUAGCCAGAGCAUACACCUUACUCUGCACCAGAGAAUUCAUACUGGAGAGAAGCCCUACGAAUGCCAUGAGUGUGGGAAAGCCUUCAGUCACCGCUCAGCCCUUAUUCGGCAUCACAUCAUUCAUACUGGAGAAAAACCCUAUGAAUGCAAUGAAUGCGGGAAGGCCUUUAACCAGAGUUCAUACCUCACUCAACAUCAGCGAAUUCAUACUGGAGAGAAACCUUAUGAGUGUAACGAAUGUGGGAAGGCCUUCAGCCAAAGCACAUUCCUUACCCAGCAUCAGGUCAUUCACACUGGAGAGAAACCCUAUAAGUGUAACGAAUGUGGCAAAGCCUUUAGUGAUCGGUCAGGUCUUAUUCAGCACCAGAGGACUCAUACUGGGGAGCGGCCUUACGAGUGUAACGAAUGUGGGAAAGCCUUUGGCUACUGCUCAGCCCUGACUCAGCACCAGAGAACUCACACUGGGGAGAAACCCUAUAAAUGCAAUGAUUGUGCCAAAGCCUUCAGUGACCGCUCAGCCCUUAUUCGUCAUCAGAGAACACACACUGGAGAGAAACCUUACAAAUGUAAAGAUUGUGGAAAAGCAUUCAGCCAGAGCUCGUCUCUUACAAAGCAUCAGAAAACUCACACUGGAGAAAAGCCGUACAAGUGUAAGGAAUGUGGAAAAGCCUUCAGCCAGAGCUCAUCCCUCUCUCAACAUCAGAAAACUCAUGCUGGAGUGAAAACCAAGAAAUAUGUCCAAGCUUUUAGUGAGCACUUAACCUUUGGCCAACACAAGAGAAUUCAUACUGGAUAAAGACCAUGUACAUGUGGUACAUUCAGAGCAUACUUACUGAGCAUUUACCGUGCUUGCCAUGGGGGUCUACAAAGAGAUUUAAGAUGGUGUUGCAAAAAAGUUAUUGAGAAGUCACUGCUGAUAUGGGUUGUAGCAUGAUUAGACUGUGAAAGUAUAGUUUUACAUUUUUAAAAGUGUUCUGGCAGAGGACGCUGAAUUUCCGUCAGGAAAGAGGGAAAUUAUUUGUAACACCCUAACGUGUAUGUAAAUUACCAUAUCCUUGGGAGAGAAAUGGGGUAUGCUGUGGUGGAAAGGGGACAUCUUGACUGUGCUAGAUAUUUUCAUAAUACUAAGAAUAUAAGUUUUAAAGGAGAUAAGUUAUACUUUUAGGGAAGUUGCGUGGGUAGAAAUAAGAGAUUGAGAAUUCACAAUGAGUUUGUCCAGAGUCAGGAGUGGUGGUGGAAGGGAAGUUGUCCUGCAUUCUUAAGUUUAAAGAGCCAAAGGAAGUAGAGGGAAAGGAUAGAAAAAAAGAGCUCGGGGAAUGAACCCAAAAAAUAUUGAUUAUGUUAACUACUCAACUGAAUAUUCACAACCGUGAAAAAUAUUAGACUUAAUAGUUGUCCAGUUGAAAAGUUUCUGUGAGGGUAGCUUUACCAUGCAGCUAAGGACUGUUGGCUGACUGUUUCUGUGAGGGUAGCUUUAGGCUGCAGCUAAGGACUGUUGGCUGACUGUUUCUGUGAGGGUAGCUUUACCGUGCAGCUAAGGACUGUUGGCUGCAGGGUAAUGCAGGGUGUUUGCUUCUGCACUUUUUGUCUUUUAGACCUUGCUUACUGAGACAUCGCCUACUAAAUCAUGUUAAUUUCCAAGGGUCAGGAGCCACAGCUUAGAAAAUUGAGUACAGAAGAGACUUUUGAUGUAUUCAAACUGUUUUAAGGUAUCUGAGUUACCUGAGAAUGUGCUUAUUUAUAAAGAUUUACCUCAGUUGUAUCUAGUUUGUCCCUUAGAUUUUUUAUAGCUUAUAGUAAAGUUUAGUUGUAGAUUUGCACUGACACUGCAUAUUAGAUUAUGAAAAGCUUGAAAAGACUUUGAAAUACCGUUUACCAUUUUACUCUUGGGUAGAGGCAGGUGGCGUCUUUUUAUAUAUUUUUUUUUCAUUGAAACUUUGAAGAUUAUUGGACACAUUAUUUUGAGUGCAGAGUUUUUAAUUUUAGGAAGCUGUACUAUGAUGUAUCUUGGUGUGAAUUUCUUUUAGUUUACCCUAUUGGGUUUGCUUAGCUUCUUCAAUGUGUAGGUUUAUGUCUUUUGCCAAAUUUGGUAGAUUUUCAGCCCUCAUCUCUUUAAAUACAUUUCAGCCCCCACCUUCUACUCCUUUUCUCCUGGGACUCUAAUGAAAGAAAUAGGAGCUCUUUGGUUGUCGUCUCACAAGUUCCUGAGGCUCUGUUCAUUUUUUCUUGACGAUUUUUGUCUGAAUCUGCUCAAUCUGCCAUAACAAGACAGCAUAGACUGACCGGGUGACUCAAAAAAAUAUGUAAUUCUAACAGUUCUGAAGGCUGGGAAGUCCAAGAUCAAGGUGCCUGCUGACUCUGCCUCUAAUGAGGGCUUUCUUCCUGGCUUACAGAUGGCUGCCUUCUCACUGUGUCUUCUCAUGUCCGUAGUGCAUGCAGGUGGGCCAGCUGGGAGAGGGAGAGAGAAAUAGCUCCCUUUUCUUAUCAGUCCACCAGUUCUAGCAGAUUAGGACUCUGCCCUUCUUACCUCAUUUAACCCUAAUUACCCCCCUGAAAACGCUGUCUCCAAAUAAAUUCACAUUGGGGAUUAGGACUUCAACAUAAUUUUGGGGAAGAGGGGAUACAUUUAGUCCAUAACGUUCCACCCCAGCCCCUCACCGAAUUUAUGUCCUUGCAUGCAGAAUACAUUUAUUCCACUCCAACAGCCCCAAAAGCCCUAACUCAUUCUAGCAUUAGCUCUAAAGUCCAGACCUUCAAGUAAAUAUCACCUAAAUCAGAUACGGGUAAGACUCAAGGUGCAAUUCAUCCUGAGGCACAAUGACUUUCCAGCUGUGAACCUGUGAAACCAAACAAGUUAUGUGCUUGCAAAAUACAUUUGUGGUCUGGACAUAAUGUAGGCAUUCCCAUUCCACAGAGGGAGAAAUAGGAAAGUAGGAGGAGGGAUGUGUCCUGAGCAAGUCCAAAACUUAGCAAGGCAAAUUCCGUUAGGUCUUGUGUUUCGUCAGAUCUUGUGAGAGUAAUCCUCUUUUGUGCCUCCCGGACCCACUGGGGUAGAGGUCCUGUCUCUGGUACUGCCAGGUAGCCCCUUGCCUAAGCCUCUAGGGUAAUUCUGCCCCUAAGGCUUCAGUUGGAGGCUUUCUGUUCUGUUGAAACCAGGGUGAUGGUUCCACCCUUUGAAACAGGAGGCAUCCCCAGUGGUCUCUGAAUUGUUUUCAGGGUCAUUCUCUUUUCUUGAAGGAUAACACAUACUCAUAGACAAAUGGCUCUCUGGUUCUGUAGGAUCUAAGAAGUCCUAAAGCCUGCCUUCAUUUUAUUUUGUUGUUUUUCUGUCCCCUUUAGUGCCAGGUGGCUGUGUUUCUGCUGUUAUAAUCCCAUUAUAUUCCUGGCUUCUCCUGGGGCUGCUAAACCCAUUUGAUCUAUUUAUCAAAUGGUUGAAAUAGUUUUUAAGCCACACGCUUAGUGUUUUCUUCAUAGCACAUUUUCUCAUAUUUUUGUGAUACGAAUGGAAUGUUCACGUUUCUUUAAUUGUGUUUCCUUGUUUCUUAACAGUUCCUUCUUCACUUCAUCUCUCUCCUCCCACAUUUUACUACAAGCACUAAGGGGACCCAAGCCGCACCUUCAGUACUUUGCUUAGAAAUCUGCUAAAUAAACAGUUUCAUCACUCUCAAGUUCUGCCUUUCAGAAAACACUAGAACAGUUCAGAGAAGUUCUUUGCCACUUUAUAACAAGAGCCACCUUUUUUUUUUUUUUUUUCCAGUUCUAAUAAUAUGUACCUCAUUGCCAUCUGAGGCCUUGCCAGAGUGGCCUUUAAUAUCCGCAUCUCUAGCAUGUACCUCAGAACUCUUGGUCUCUACCCAUCACCCUGUCCAAAGCUGCCUCCACAUUUUGAGGCGUCUGUUACAGCAGCAUCCGCCUCUGGGUACCGGAAUCUCAAUCUGCUUGGUCGGCCAUAACAAACAUCCAUAGACUGGGUGGCUCAAAGCACAGAAAUUUAUUUCUCAAAGUUCUGGAGGCUGUAAGUCUAAAAUCAGGGUCCAACUGCGUUCAGUUCCUGGCUUGUAGAUGGUUGCACUCUCACUGUGUUCUCACAUGACCUGUUCUCAGUGCAUAGGUGUGGAGAGAAGUUGGAUUGGGACCCCACCUUUAAGGUCUCUUUUAACCUUAAUGACUUCCUCAGAACCUAUCUCCAAAUAUAGUCACAUUGAGGGUUAGGGUGUCCACAUAAUGAAUUGGGGUGGGGGGACAUAGUUCAUCACAGUUUUCUCUCUUCAUAUUGAGUAUUUUCUGUUGUUCUGUCUUCCAGUUCACUAGAUCUUCCCUCUGUCCUUUUGAUUCUGCUGUUGAGACCAUCCUUGAAUUUUAUUUCAGUUAUUGUAUUUUUUAGUUGCACAUGAUUCUUUGUUUCCUUGCUGAGAGCCUUUCUUUGCUUAUUUUGUUUGCAUUAAGCAUGUUUGUAAUUACUCUUUGAGGCAUUUUUGUGAUGGCUGCUCUCAAAUCCUUGCAGGUUAUCCUAACAUCUGUGUCAUCUCAGUAUUGACAUCUUUGGGUUAUCUUCUCAUUUAAGUUGAGAUUUUCUUGGUUCUUGGUGUGAGGAGUGAUUUUCAGUUGAAGUCUGGACAUUUGGAGUAUUUUGGUGUGAGACUCGGUAUCCUGUUGAAGUCUUCUGCAUUGACAGGCCUCCUCGGAUACCGCUGUGGUGGAGAACGUGUUGCGGGGGUGCUGCCUCCUUACUUUAAGUUGGUGUUGGAAGUCCAGGUUCACCAUUGGCCUCUAAUGACUCCUGGGCAGGGGUCCUCACUACUGCUGGGCAAGGGUGGGAUUUACAGCUCCCCACUAGGCCUCCGCUGACACCACACUGGCCAGGGAAGAUCAGGAACGCCUUGUUACUGCUAUUUACGUGGCCUCGAUUGACAGCAUGGUGUGGGGUUGAGGGUGACAUCAUUACUGUUGGGAAUUGGUGUAAGUCUUGACCCCCCACUUGGCUUCCACUGAGACCACACCAGUAAGAAAGAAGAGAGAUGGCUCUGAGUAGGGGGGACACUGCCAGGGUGAUGUGUGGGGAGGUGUGGGUUUUAGAAAUCUAUCUGCCCACUUGGUCUUCUCUGAUACCACCCCAGGCUAAAGGUGGAGGACUGAGAGCCUUGUUACAGCCUGGUGAGGGUGGAAGUAUAGGCCUUUGUUGGUGGGGAUAGGACCAUAGCUUACUUCUGUGGUCUUUUAAGUAGGAUUGUGGUUUCCUAAACAUUUUCUGUCUUGCUAGGCUACUCCCUUUCCAGUCCUUUGGCUAGAAAAAGCAGAUUUUUCUUGGGGCUUUUUUUUUUGGGGGGGGGGGUCUGUGCCUGUGCCUGUUGGCAUUUCUGGGUUGUCAGCUUCUCUAGAACCCAAUCUGGGAUAGAUGAGGCAAUAAGAAAACCCAAGAAUGUCACUGCUGUGUUCUUCCUCAGGUUCUGAGGUCCCUAGCCAGUCCAUUCUCUCUCCACCUUCUAGAACUUUCUUAUGUUUGCUUUGUAUAUAAUAUCCCAGAUUUUUAGUCGUACUUAGUGAGAGCAGUAGGAGAAAGUAGUGCUCCACCUUUCCCGUGACAUCCUUGUGCUUGACACUGAAAUCACACAUCAAGUUGUGGUAUAUAUAGGGUUUGUGGUGUAUACAGGUCAUUUGUAACCAGUUAGGAAUAGGUACUAAAAGAAAUGCUCGCUGGAUUCCUGAAGAUAAGCUGCCAAUUUGGUAGAUAGAAACUAUCAGCCUGCUUCAUCUAGCUUUGAAGAAACAAUAGUUUAUAAAUUGAGGAAACACCAGUAUUUAAUUGUAGGUUAUAAACUUGAGAAGGAUAGAUAUGACUAAGAAUAUAAACUAUAGGGUUAAAUUUUUUGUAUUUGUAUUUUUGUUUGAAAAGCAUAUAAGAAGCACUGGAGAACUGGACUCAGAAUUUCAGAUUUUUUUCCAGUUGUAUGUUAUCUACAUGUGGCUAUCUGUUCACUUUAAUUUGCCAUAUGACAUAUGAGAUCAUAGAGAAUCAACAGAAUAAAGAAUGAAAAUAACUGAGAUUUGGGACAAGUCACCUUCAUCCUUUGAUAUCUAUCUCCUCAUAGAUAAAUGUUUUAAAAUUUAAUGUCUACUUGAGAAUGAUUAGAGUUAGGUAGAAAAGGGAUGCAAAUGUGGUUUGUAAGCUAUCAGGUGCUACAUAACUAUUAGGUAUUAAUGAUACAGUCAUUUAGAAGACAUAUCCAUCAUGUAUGCUUCACAGUGGUGACCCAAUAAAAACAACUGUGAAUAUAAUGGAAUGAGACUUUUUAUCUUUUUAAAUAAGUUUUCUGGGAUCCUGUUAAAAUAUGCAUCUUUUGAGAUAACCAUGUGGUUCCUUUUCAUCUAUUAAUGUGGUAAAGUACAUUGAUUUUCUGAUGUUAAAGAAUCCUUGCAUUCCUGGGAUGCAAUUUCAUGAUUUUUUUUCUCUCUCUCUGGGGGAGUUUGUGUCCCUUGAAUUUUAGUUGCAUUCAUCUGUUAAACUGGGGUUAUUGUGUUUGUAGUGUAUGGUUUGGUUGGUUUUAGGGGCUAUUUAGAUUUACUAUUUCUUCUAGAAAGUUGUAGGUUUUUCUAAAAAUGUAUCCUGUUUGGUCUUCGAGUUGUUUAAAAUGGUUUUAUUUUCAAGUACUUGUUCUAUCUGAACUUAUGUCCCUUUUUUCUUUCCUGAUGUUGCUUAUUUGUAUCCUCUAUUGGUAAUGUUUCUAGAGAUGUGUCAAUUUUACUAGUCUUUUAAAAUAACUGACUUUUUGAACUUUUGCAAAAAUCAACUUUUAUCAAAGUGCACAAUAAAAUUCACUCACUUAAAGGUGUUUGCUAUGUUUGACGAAGAUAUUACCCUUGUAACUACCACCAUAAUUGUGUGUGUGGUUAUAAUAGUUCCUCCUUCUCCUUCUCCCUCUCUCUCUCCUCCUUCCCAUCUUCCUCCUUCUCCUUUCACCCCUUUCUCUUUCUUUCUCCCUUCUUCCUUUCUUCCUUCCACAGUUCUGUCUUAAAACGACCUGUGUAGACUUGUGUAACCAUCACCAUAAAGGGUACAGAACAAUUCCACUGCACCAACAAAUUCCCGUUGUGCUGCUUUUUUUUAAGAGUGGCUCCCCACCCUGCAUUGAGUAUAAAGGCUUUGAUU
Molecule: messenger RNA, 8351 nt
Organism: Chlorocebus sabaeus (green monkey)
Lineage: Eukaryota; Metazoa; Chordata; Mammalia; Primates; Cercopithecidae
Source: RefSeq, a predicted model, not a curated record